This is a messenger RNA of Pogona vitticeps (central bearded dragon), 2793 nucleotides long. RefSeq names its product solute carrier family 16 member 6 (gene SLC16A6). Gene Ontology annotation, biological process: transmembrane transport; monocarboxylic acid transport. NCBI's taxonomy places the organism in Eukaryota, Metazoa, Chordata, Lepidosauria, Squamata, Agamidae. The record is from RefSeq and is a predicted model, not a curated record. Gene Ontology annotation, molecular function: monocarboxylic acid transmembrane transporter activity.
CAGGCAGGCAGAGAGAGAGAGAGAGAGGAGGGCAGAAGGGUCUGUCAGUGGCUCCUGGGGGCACGCGACCCUCUUUAAGAGCUGAGGCGCGCCCGAGAAGCACCUCCUUGGGCAUGGGGCAGCCUUGGCACAGGCAGCGAGAGCAUAGUGUUGGGUGAGGGGCUGCUGGCUCCCCCCUUUUCCCCCUCCCGCUGAAAGGAGAGGAGGGGGGGUCUGCUUUAGCCACAGGCUCCACCCUCUCCCCCGAAGGGGUCAGGGAUAUAAGUCUGAGGCAGCUGCUUCACCCCUCGGUGCCUCGUGGAGCCGGACGGGGGGUGGGUGGGUCGGUGGGCGCGUUGAGGCUUGGACCGCAGCCACCUCAACAUGUUGCUGACCAGGUCAUAGGCCAAAGCCGCACUUCUCUGCGGCUUCGGGGGAGGAGGGUGUCUUUCCCUUACACAUCUUUCUCUCUCCCCAAGUUGCAGCAGCAACAUCUUCUACUGACCUGAACAAAAAUGACGGUCAAGGCAACAAGAAUGUCAUGCAUCACUCCAAAUGUUUAUACUAAAGUGCCUGAUGGAGGAUGGGGCUGGAUUGUGGCUUUCGCCUUCUUCUUCAUUGAGGCCCUGACAUAUGGAAUUAUCAAGUCUUUCGGAGUCUUCUUUACAGAUUUAGUGGAAAGUUUUGAGGAAACCAACAGCAGGAUAUCUUGGAUAAUCUCAAUAUGUGUUUUUGUACUAACAUUUACAGCUCCUCUCGCUACAGUACUUUCUAAUCGUUUUGGUCACCGUUUGAUAGUGAUGAUCGGAGGGUUACUGAUCAGUAGUGGAAUGGUAACUGGCUCCUUUGCACGCAGUGUUGUUGAAAUGUACAUCUCGAUUGGCAUAGUGUCAGGCUUAGGAUACUGCCUUACAUUUCUCCCUACUGUUACCAUUCUGUCUCAGUACUUUGACAAAAAACGUUCCUUAGUCACAGCAGUGGCUUCUACAGGAGAAUGCUUUGCCGUCUUCUGUUUCGCACCAGCUAUCACUGCUAUGAAGGAACACAUCGGCUGGAGAUACAGCCUCUUGUUUGUUGGGCUGCUGCAGCUGGGAAUUGUCAUCUGUGGAUCGGUGCUGCGACCCAUCAUCAUCAAACCACAGGAAAUAGUGAAAAUAUCACCAGUGGAGGAGCAGAAAGAAACAAAGUACAUGCUUGAAAAUGAGCAGACCCGCACCUCAAUAGAUUCAUUUGACUCAGGAGUAGAAUUAACUACCUCACCCCACAACACAUCUGGAGAUGCCAAAUCAGAACUGAAAAGUGCAGAAGAACCAAAGGAAAACACAGAAAUGCUCAUAGAAGCAAGCAGCAUUCCACACAAGGAACCAAAAAUCCAACUCAUAGACUUUUCUGUAAUGAAAGAUUAUAGCUUUAUUUGCUAUGCACUUUUUGGUUUAUUUGCCACUCUGGGAUUUUUUGCUCCUUCACUCUAUAUAAUUCCUCUCAGCAUGAGCCUAGGCAUUGACAAGGAUCGCUCCGCCUACAUCUUGUCGGCAAUGGCAAUCGCUGAGGUCUUUGGCAGAAUCAGUGCGGGCUGGGCCCUCAACAAAAAACCUAUCCGAAAAAUUUACAUUGAACUAAUCUGUGUCAUUCUGCUAGACAUCGCCCUCUUUGCCUUCCCUUUUGCUUAUGAAUUUUGGGGACUAAUGAUGUGCAGCAUUUUCUUCGGGUUCAUGCUCGGGACUGUAGCUGGUACACACAUUCCUAUGUUGGCCGAAGAAGAUGUGGUUGGCAUUGAGAAGAUGUCGUCUGCGGCAGGGGGCUAUAUAUUUAUUCAAAGUUUAUCAGGGUUGGCUGGACCACCCCUUGCAGGUGUGCUAGUGGAUACUACCAAGAACUAUAGUUCUGCAUUCUACUCCUGUGCUGCUGGCAUGCUCUUGGCUGCUGUGUUCCUUUCGUUGGUGAGGCCUUGCAAGAAGCUACAAUAUAAAAAGAGGGAGCCAGCAGUGCAAGAGAAAGUGUUGACACCUUUGCCAGAUGUACCAGAUGACUUUAUAGAGCCUGAUCUUGGAAAGCCUGAGGAUUCUGUAAAAGGUUGUGACAGCAUGGCUUGAAUGUUAAAAUGUACAUCAUGUUUAAAGACCGGGGCAGAGAAAGCAAGUCGGCUCUGAUCCACCUUCUGAAAAAACGGUUUAAAGGGAAUGCAAAAUCACAAAUGUGAACAGAUGUUACCAGUUUUUUUAGAAAUACUGAUUGAUGUAUCACUUUGUAAACAUCUGGAAUGCUAAGUUCCAUUGCACACUCCUGUCCAGCAUGAAGUGAUUCACAUUCUUGUAUUCCUAAGGAGACAUAAGCAAGACCCAAAUAUUCCUAUCAAUUCCAAAUUAUGGGACAAAAACAAUUAUGUAGCUAGAGCUAUCAAAUGUGCAAACUUACUGCCUGCAAAGUUCUUGUAGAAUUUUGUUCUAUCAUUCAGCAACAGAAUGUUGAUUUGAUUUAAAAAAUCAUUCUGAACUUUAAAAAAAAUCCAUUUCAGAUGGAAAUAAUUUUUUUUAGAUAUUUUCAGGGAAGGAAGUGUGGUUAACUUUAAUAGUAUAUUUAGAGAAAGUGAAGAACUUUUGGCUCUAGUGAUGUUAGACUUGAAUUUCCAUCAGUCCCAUCCAGUGUAACCAACAGACAGGGAGGAUGAGUGUUGAAAUCAAACAACAUUUAGACGGCCAUAAGUUCCCAUCCUGACCUACAGGGAAUUAAUAGAGGUCUUUUUAAAAAAAAAAAUAAUAAUAAUAGUAAAUUGCUUGAACUUCUUAAAUGCUGGAAAGUUGCAGGCUACCAGUA